Hemicordylus capensis (graceful crag lizard) is the source of this 2900-nucleotide messenger RNA. It is a transcript of the gene SMYD4, whose product is annotated as SET and MYND domain containing 4. The record is from RefSeq and is a predicted model, not a curated record. The coding region runs from base 371 to 2773 and encodes 800 amino acids. The transcript has 11 exons. Gene Ontology annotation, molecular function: protein binding. NCBI's taxonomy places the organism in Eukaryota, Metazoa, Chordata, Lepidosauria, Squamata, Cordylidae.
UUUUGGCGGGAGGGCGGGCGGCGGCGGCACGGAGUGGGGGGGCCGGGGCGGCCAUGAGGGGGGCCCCCCUUCCUCAAUGUGGGGGGCGCGGCUCUCUCAGCGAGGGGGCAGAGUGUCCCGAGUUCCCUCCUCCUUCUCCUCCUCCUCCUCGGUGCCUAGUCCGGCUCAGGGCUGUCUGCACGGGCUGGCAGCGGCUGCUCCUUCUCCAGGCACAGGCCGGCAGCAGGGGCCUCUCCCGGCCCUCCCUUGAAGCCGCCUCAGAGCACAGCAGGCGGAGCGAUAGGAAGCUGCCCCUGAAUACUGAGUCGGGCCCCGGGUCUGCCCAGCUAGGGUGGUCGGCACUGACUGGCAGCCGCUCUCCAAGCUGAUCAUGGACCUGCCUGUGGAAAAAUGGAAGGCUUACGUUAGCCAGAAAUGGGCUUCGCUGGAGCCGUCCCUGAAGAAGCAGCUGUGUGAUACGGUAUCGCUCAGGGACAUCAUCUUUCUCUCCUUCACUCUCUUCCGUCCUGAAGAUGAAGAGUAUUUGCAGAGCCUGUCCGAAUACUACCACGUGCAGAAAGAGCCUCAGAGGGUGCCGUCCUACAAGGAGAGGGGGAAUGAGCGAUUCCAGAAAAAGGAUUACGCUGCAGCCUUAGUACUGUAUUCCACGGCAUUGUCUCACUCGGAGGCCGGCAGUCCGGAAGCGGCCGUGUGUUAUGCCAACCGCUCUGCAGCUCUCUUUCACCUGGGCCAGCUGGAGCUUUGUUUGGAAGACAUCGCCAGAGCGCAGGCAGAGGGCUACCCGGACAGGCUCUGCCCCAAGAUUUUGCUGCGGAAAGCGGAAUGCCUUCUUUCUCUGGGGAAGCUGCAAGAGGCAAGCGACACCCUCGGCCAUCUGGAGACGAAAAUGUCGGCGGAUCCGGGUUCGAAUGCUACCAGCCACCAGACCCUGCUCCAUAAGUUCCGUCAGCUGAAAGUCGGAGUCGGUCGAGAGAGGCCCAGCUCGGCCUGCCAGCCCACCGCCCGUGACGGGACCCAGGAGGAUGCGAGCCACUGGGAGGAGAACAGCAAGGUUUCCCACGCCUCUCCAUCCGUGAGCCUGAGGUUUUCCACCGGCAAAGGGCGCCAUUUGAUUGCUGCCGAGGAUAUUCCUCCUGGCCAACUCUUAGUCAGGGAAGAGGCGUUUGUCAGCGUGCUGCGUCCAGGAGAAAGCUUCUUGCUCCGAGGCUGUGCUGAGCCCACGUCGGACAAGCCACUGGAGACGGAAGAUCUUCACUGCCACCGUUGCCUGAGUCCACUUCUGGCUUCUGUGCCCUGCCGGGGGUGCAGCUACGCCCGGUACUGCAGCCGCACGUGUGCAGAGACGGCGUGGACGAGCUACCACCGGCGCGAGUGCUCCCUUGGGGGUCUGCUUCUCACGCUGGGGGUUUUCUGCCACGUGGCCUUCCGAGCCGUUCUGGUGGCGGGGGUGGCCGAGGUCAGCUCUUUGGUCAAGCCGCCGGGUGGGAGGGACGUGGAAGAGCCUGCCACUGGACCACGAGCUGACGAGGCCGAGGGGGACUCCGCCCCCAUCCCCGGCUGCGACGCUGACGGACGGUAUCGCGGUUCCUACCGAGCGGUCUUCAGUCUUCUGCCACACACCGAGAAACACAGUCCUGAAGCCCGGUUCCUCGGUGGCUUGACCGCGGCGGCCUUGUGCAGAGGCCUGGGAGACGCCGGCCGAUCCGCUUUGCUUCCCGGGGAGAGGACGCCUGAGAGCCAGGAAGAACCCAGCGCUGCUGAGACCUCUCCCGGCUUGAUGGUCUUCGGGGAGGCCGUGCUGAGGCACAUGCUGCAACUGCAGAGCAACUCGCAGGCCAUCACGGCACUUCGCGAGUCAGGUUCUGGGGGCGGACCAGUCACGAGCCGUGAGCAGGUGCGCCUGGCUGCAGCUCUCUUCCCCGUGCUCAGUCUCCUGAACCAUUCCUGCGACCCUAACACCAGCGUGACGUUCAGCAGCACCACUGCGGAGGUCAGGGCUUUGCAGCCCAUCCCCAGAGGGCAGGAGAUUCUCCACUGCUACGGGCCUCACCGCAGCCGCAUGGGGGCUGCCGAAAGGCGCGAGCGGCUCCUGGCUCAGUAUUUCUUUGAGUGCCGGUGCCAGCCCUGCUUGGAUGAACUCCGCCCCAGCUCCAGGGAGAGGGCAGCCCGCCAGCGCAGCGGCUUCUGCUGCCCUGCCUGCCGCAUGCCCAUGCAGGGGGAGGGCCUGCUCCGUUGCUCCAGCGGCGCCUGCGAGGGCCCGGUCCCGGAGGAUGGCUUCCUGCGUCGGCUGCGGGGACUUCAGCUGCGGACCGAGGCCGCCUUGGAACGCCUUGGGCAGGGCCAGUCCGGUCAGUCGGUGGAGCUCUUGCUGAAAUGCAGGCUGGAUGCGGAAAGAUUCCUCUCUCCGGACCACUUGAUGGUGGGCGAGAUUGAGGACCACCUGGCACGGGCCUAUGUCACCCUGGGGAAGUGGGCGGAGGCCGCAGAGCACCUGUCCAGCAGCAUCCAGGUUGUCGAAGCCCGUUAUGGCCCCUCCAGCAUAGAAGCCGGGCAGGAACUCUUCAAGUUGGCUCAGGUCCUCUUUAACGGGUGUGCGGUGCCGGAAUCCCUGGGCGCCAUCCGGAAGGCCGAGGCGGUCUUGUCCACCCACUGGGGCGCCCAGAGCCCUCCGGUCCGGGAGCUGCACGCCAUGAGAGCCUGCCUGCAGGAGCGGCUUGGAGGCCACGCCGCGGCCACGGCCAGGACGCCGACGGGCCCCCAGCCCCAGCGGUGAGGCCGCUGCUCCACCCUGCCUGGGAGUGGGGCCUGGAGGGAGGAAUCUUGUGCCUCUGAGAGCGGGAAAGGAGGGCCGUGUGAGGCUGCAGCUGCUGCGCGUCAUUAAAACCGCCAGGAGAUAGUCA